UGAUACAUAAAAUGCAUCAGAUUACCAAUAUCUCCAUAAUAAGCUGAAGAUUUUACAUAGCCUAAUUCUAUGAUGAUUCAACAAAUUGGUAAGACAUGGAUAUAAAAAAAGACAAACUCAAUUAAAAACUCAUAGAUAAUAAAGCUUAAAUAGAAUCAUAUAGUUGUGAAUUUUGGUAUAAAAAUGCUGUUUUAUUACCUGAAAUGGAAUAUGAUUAUAGAGGAUUAGUUAGAUUAAUUAUUAAUGAUCCAGAUAUUUGUUCAGAUAAAAAAUGUAUUGGAGAUUGCACUCUAGAUAUUUUACAAAAAUUAAUUAAUUGUUAAUUAGUACAUAUCCCAUAAAAGAUUCUUCUUUCGAUCCAGUUUCUCACAAAUUUAAUUAAAAAAAAAAUUUUUGGACAUUUUUUUCUUUAGAUAUGAGAAGGUCCUAUUAGAGCAUAUAUAUAUUUUAACCUGAA
Molecule: messenger RNA, 457 nt
Organism: Paramecium sonneborni
Lineage: Eukaryota; Ciliophora; Oligohymenophorea; Peniculida; Parameciidae
Source: the annotation of a GenBank genome assembly